AUGUUGGAACUCAGGUUGGUGCAAGGGAACUUGCUGAAGAAGGUGCUUGAGGCUGUGAAGGACCUCGUCACAGAUGCCAACUUCGACUGCUCCUCGACGGGGUUCUCACUCCAGGCGAUGGACUCGAGCCACGUUGCCUUGGUGGCGCUGCUCCUGAGGUCGGAGGGUUUCGAACAUUACCGAUGUGACCGCAACGUCUCCAUGGGCAUGAACCUGAACAACAUGGCCAAGAUGCUCAAGUGCGCCGGCAACGACGAUAUCGUCACCAUCAAGGCCGACGACGGCAGCGACACUGUGACCUUCAUGUUCGAGAGCCCCAGUAAGUCGGCCCAACCUGGCUAAAUGGUAACUGCUGAUGAUACCUGGUUAUCAUUUGAUCAGAGGUUGUGUUUUGUCAUCCCGAUAUCUCUGAAAAGUCUCCGUCGCCUUCUAGUGGUUUAGAAUCUCUGUUAGGUGUUCUCCUAGUUUAUUUGACGCAUUUAAAAGUUUCCUUGGAGUCUUGUAUUUUUUGUUGAUUCGUGUGGUCUUCUCUUAGCUGUCUCCGCAUUUGCACACAGUAAUUCAUUGAUAUGUCUACUGCCAAUGUGAUGCCAAUUUUGUUCCAAACCCAGUGAUUAAUUUCCUGGAGGCGGAAAGGCCAUAAAUAGCGUCACAUGAAUCGAUUUAUGAUAUUGAUGUUAGUUUGUUGUAGGGUUAUUGGCUUAAGUACUUCGCUUGUUUUGCUUUUAGAUGCUUUAUUGCUCCGACAGAUUGAUGUGUUCAUGGUUUUACGUAUCUGGUUUCUUCGCAUUCACUUGGACUGACUGAGCCAUUUGCCCCUUCCUGUAGAUCAAGAUAAGAUCGCCGAUUUUGAGAUGAAGCUGAUGGACAUUGACAGUGAGCAUCUUGGGAUUCCAGAAGCCGAGUAUCACGCCAUCGUCCGCAUGCCAUCGUCUGAAUUCGCAAGGAUCUGCAAGGAUCUCAGUAGCAUCGGUGACACUGGUACGACUGCUUCUGUGAUUUUACUCUCGCAUGAUUUGGUAUUCAUCGAUUGCUCUAAUCUUGUGAUGUAUUCCUUGUGGGAUGACAGUUGUAAUCUCUGUGACGAAGGAAGGAGUGAAGUUCUCUACCAGGGGUGAUAUUGGAAAUGCAAACGUUGUUUGCAGGCAAAACACCACUGUCGACAAGGUAUACAUUAUGCUAGUUUCUUCGCGCCUAGGUCGUUAUCCUCGCAGGAAAAUUGGUCACAUUUACCUUUCAGUUACUCUCAUCAUCGUCCCUAUAAUCACACAGGCCACUAGUGAGAAUCAGUUUCUCAUGUUCUUUUCUUUGUCGUGUCUUGGGUCCCUCGAGGCUGUCGAUUGCUGGUCAGGAUGGGAGACAGCUUUCCAAAUGGCUACAAUUCUUUAGCGUAUGUAAGUAGGGCUUCGAACAAUCUGUGGAAAAUCUUCAAACGAAAAAAAGAGGAAAAGAUGUGCAUCUAAUUUUACCCUGAUGUUUUGUACUAUCGUGGUAGAAAUCGUCUGUUGUUUCUUGCGAUCUAGGGAUCAUAGGGGAUCUUGAAUGAGAGCACAUCUAGGAAUUAGGGAAUCGUCCAGUUGCUGAGACCUGACCGGCCAUUCUCUCCAUCUGCAAUGUGGUUUUUGAGUGCUCUUCUUAUGAAAUUGUAUGUGUGUGUGUGUGUGUGUUUAUUUACUGUAAAUUAAAAAAAAAAACUUUUUGCUCGUUCCCCCUGAGCAGCCGGAGGAGUCGACCACCAUCGAGAUGCACGAGCCCGUCUCGCUGACCUUCGCUUUGAGGUACAUGAACUCCUUCACCAAGGCGACGCCACUGUCAAGCACCGUGACCAUAAGCCUGUCCUCGGAGCUGCCCGUCGUGGUGGAGUACAAGAUCGCAGAGAUGGGUUACAUCCGCUUCUACUUGGCUCCGAAGAUCGAAGACGAGGAGGAAGACGUGAAGCCCUGA
Messenger RNA from Spirodela intermedia, 1944 nucleotides. Lineage: Eukaryota; Viridiplantae; Streptophyta; Magnoliopsida; Alismatales; Araceae. The record is from the annotation of a GenBank genome assembly.